This is a messenger RNA of Hyposmocoma kahamanoa, 959 nucleotides long. It is a transcript of the gene Sec22, whose product is annotated as vesicle-trafficking protein SEC22b-B. The record is from RefSeq and is a predicted model, not a curated record. Gene Ontology annotation, biological process: retrograde vesicle-mediated transport, Golgi to endoplasmic reticulum; vesicle fusion with Golgi apparatus; endoplasmic reticulum to Golgi vesicle-mediated transport. Gene Ontology annotation, molecular function: SNAP receptor activity. The coding region runs from base 71 to 724 and encodes 217 amino acids. The transcript has 5 exons. Gene Ontology annotation, cellular component: Golgi membrane; endoplasmic reticulum membrane; endoplasmic reticulum-Golgi intermediate compartment. NCBI's taxonomy places the organism in Eukaryota, Metazoa, Arthropoda, Insecta, Lepidoptera, Cosmopterigidae.
UUUGCAAAAACUGGUGCAGCACAUGUAGUAUUCUAUAUGUUAAUGUGAGAGACGUUAAAAUUUUUCCAAAAUGGUAUUAAUGACUAUGAUAGCACGGGUCGUCGACGGCCUGCCUCUAGCCGCUACGAUGCAAGAAGACGAACAGAGCGGCUGCAAUAUUCUGGAGUACCAGAACCAGGCCAAAAUGCUGUUUAGGAAGCUAGGCCCUCAAUCGCCCAUCCGGUGUUCCAUUGAAACUGGACCUUACCUAUUCCAUUAUUUAAUUGAGAACGAGAUCUGCUACCUAGUGCUUUGUGAGAGAAACUAUAGCAAAAGGCUAGCAUUCAGCUAUUUAGAGGAAAUUGCACAAGAAUUUUAUCAACAGUACGGUAAACGGGUGAACACAGUAACUCGUCCCUACACUUUCAUUGAGUUCGACACGUGGAUGCAGCGCGCACGGAAGCAGUACGCGGAGGGCGGCGCGCGGGCACGGCGCGCCGGCGCCUCCGCUCAACUUAGUGGACAACUCGGAGAUGUGCAGCGCAUCAUGAUGCAAAACAUUGAUGAUGUGUUGCAGAGAGGGGCCAUUUUGUCUGAACUGGACACGAAGACUCAAAACCUAUCUAUGAUGUCGCAAAAGUACAAGAAGGAUGCGACAUACCUCAACACCAAAUCAAUGUUGGUGAAGGUCACUGCAGGUGCUGUCAUACUGCUUGUUAUUGUGCUCUACUUCUGGGUUCUUUAAGACAGCUGCAUUGCUGUCAAUGCACUUACGAUCUGUACUAUUUGCUUGUCUACACUGUCCAAUAUCCUUUAUGUGACUUGCAGAUUGAGUUCCUUGUUCAUUCCUAUACUAUUUUAAAUGUGGGCUUUAAAUCUCAGAAUAUUGGAAAUGAAACUAUUUUUUUAGAGCAGUAGAGCUCCUUGUGGUGGGGUUCGUCCAGGGAAGUGCUGCCAACCGUACCUAUUUCUGCCGCCAA